AUGGACGAAGAGGCAAUCGAGCGUCUGAAGAGGCUUCAAAUGGAGGACCUUGGAACGCUUAGAAGAGAGUAUAUCUCGACUGUUGACACUAAGAAGUUCAGGAAUAUUCGCUUGGAGGAUAUCGAAGCCACGCGAAUGAUAAAUGUUGCUGGAUCAGACGCUGCGCGUCUGGCCCAAGCGAAUCAAGCACGCCUCAAUGCUUGGGCAAAUGCACACAAGGAUUUAGGUGACCCGGCCGAUCAAGAGCCUUUAGACCAUCUUCUAAACGGCCAGAGCCACCGUCUUGGACUGCGCGCCGUGAUAGAAGGGAGCGGUGGCCAGUCUUACACAAAAUCCGCCAAGAAGAAUGAUAAUUCCCGUCAGUUUGCAGAACGUGCUCUGAGCGGCCGCUAUGCAUCAACGAGAGGCUCCAAAACAACCGGCCGUGGCGGUGGUGUCAUCGGUACAAGAGGUCGUGAAACAAAGCAGACCUCGCCGAACGCUCAGACAAGAGUCACACACCAAGGCGCCGUCGCAAAGCUGGGCAAUCAUGUGGUCCAGUCCCCUCACGCCAGGAAGCACCUGCAGGAUCCUGCUCUUGAUUUUAAUAAUGAACCGCCGAAGAAGUCUAGGGAUGUAUCUGGCUCGAAGUCGCAAACAGUUGUUAAAGGUGGCGUGAAAAGAGACCUCGUUCUUCUCAAAACAAGACGGCCUGUUGGCAAUACCGAUUGGUCAAGAGUCCUCAGCCCUCCUGAGGACUUUCUUUCUAUCGCGCGCGAUAGUCUGGUCAAUGCGAAGGCUUCGAAUGUCCCAACAGCUGUUCUUACUACGGGUUCUGAACAAACUCAAGUCACUGUCUGCCAGCGUGAAUCACGGGCCGUUGAUCACGAAGGUUCCCAAUCUAUCAGCCAACCUGAGGACACCAAUGCGGGCCGAGCAUAUGAAGACUCCAUCGUUUCUUUCCGUUCAGACGGAGACUCAGUGGCAAUCGCUACGCCCGUGUCCUCUAAUAACGGUCAACCGUCACGGGUAAGCAUAGCCCAGGCAGCUCAUACAGCGAGUGAAAGAGACCAGCGGUUUGAGCCCAGAAGACUACAAUCUCCACAGCAAGAGAAACUGCAGCAAGUCAAAUCCACCUCCGAACAAUCAGACGACAAAGGUCAAGUUGGGAAGCAAAACCAAGAUUACGAGCUGGUUGAUGUCUCAACGCCGCCGUCCAGCUCACCUAAAAUCGUCCAGAGCAAAGAUCUCUACUCUGCUAAUGUCCAAGUUGAGGGGAGGACUGGAAUUCUCCUUGACUUCAAUUCCACUCCUCCAAGGAAGAGUCUUCCGGGCGCGGAAGAUAAUUUGUCGAUGAGCCCAGCCCUGCAAGAUUUGGAAGGCAUCAAUUUUCAAGCCAAUGUUGCACAAAGUGUUCUUUCGAGGCCAGAAACCCAGAUAUACUCUUUCGUUAAGUCCGAGCCAGUCGGUUCGAAGGACACUUCCAGCCUGAGGAUCGGAGAAAGCACUGGUGAUACGACGAUCUCUACGUCUGAGGAUACACCAUCCGAUCUGGCUGCCCUCCGAGAAAAGCUCGCACGCCUUUGCAAAUUUGUGGAGGAAACAUUGCGCCACCAUGUGCCUGAGCCGCUCCGAGAUAUGGACUUGCAAGCUCUCAGGAAGUACGAACAAGAGCUCAAAGACAUACUCUCCUUGCACCAACGGACAGCGAAGGAAACUGCCUCACAGACUGCCGAAAAUCUCUCAAUUCACAAACCUCAGGGAACAGAAGCUGGAACAACCAUGGAAGGAGAACAUUCCACGAUAUUCUCCCUCACACCGUCGGCCUGCUCUCCUCCCGUGGAAGCUUCUCUUGAGGAAGGCAAUAGUAGACUUAGUCUACGUUCCGAGGAGACAUCUAGUCCGUCUAAAUUCAAUGUGCAAGCGAAGGAAUUCGUCCCAACGGGUGCUGCCAGGAAUCCCAGUUUCAGCGGAUGGCGUGAUACUAAGCCUAGCCCUCCAAGCUCAACAACCUCCGAGUCACGAACUGGACAGUCACAGCAUUCUCGCCAGAAUAGUCAAGAUCAUAUGCGUAUUGGUUCGACUGAUUCGUUUUCUUCACGAUUUGCAUCUCAGCCCUCACCGCGCGGGCGUCAGGCCAGUGAGAAUCAUAUCUUUGGUGAUCAUUUAUUACCCGGUAGGGGAAGACUCCAUGAGCCGAAUGAUUCUCGUUCGAAAUUGUUGACUCCAACCAAGCCACAGGCCCUUACUGUGCCUAGGGCAAGACCUUCCGUCCCCGAAAGCAUAAACACUACCGGUGAACCUUCUCCGAGGCCUGUCGCGUUGGCAACCACUGCACCAGGGACUGGAUCUAAUGCUGCGAAGUCAAAUUCAGACUCUGGCCAAUCUACUCCUACUCCUUUGCCCAAGGCCGUCAAAGCGGUGUAUAGAGCGAAUUCGAAGGUGAGUGCUAUUUCGCAGGUGAAUGCACUGCAACGGUCUAUGCAUGCCCCAAAGGUGCAAGAGAAUCCCACGACCAUGAAAAAUCCGAGCGUCUCAGCAUUCGGCGGCCUCGGAGGCUCGAUCUAUGCAACCCCCGUGGUGCAAAAGCCUACUGUUGCGGCACCCGAGAAUCGCAAGUCCAGUGGCCUUCAAGGCUCGAGAUGGGCAAGCCCUGAGACUCAAAAGCCACUACGUUGA
This is a messenger RNA of Aspergillus viridinutans, 2658 nucleotides long. RefSeq lists its product as uncharacterized. The transcript has 8 exons. Bases 1 to 2658 code for a protein of 885 amino acids. The record is from RefSeq and is a predicted model, not a curated record. Lineage: Eukaryota; Fungi; Ascomycota; Eurotiomycetes; Eurotiales; Aspergillaceae.